Nematostella vectensis (starlet sea anemone) is the source of this 1229-nucleotide messenger RNA. RefSeq lists its product as uncharacterized. The record is from RefSeq and is a predicted model, not a curated record. The transcript is spliced from 4 exons. Bases 297 to 1130 code for a protein of 277 amino acids. NCBI's taxonomy places the organism in Eukaryota, Metazoa, Cnidaria, Anthozoa, Actiniaria, Edwardsiidae.
CGCCACGCGAUCGCGGUAGUUCUAUGUUCGGUUAAAAACAAGAUUAAGUAUCGAAAAUUCUUGGCGUCAAAGCACACAUGCUUUAGCUUCAGCAAUAUUCCUACGCCACGUGCUAGCAGACCUAGAAGGAUGGAUAUAUUAUUCUAAUUUCAGAGCAAAAGUUUGAGGAACUUGGCGCUUGUAUCCGAGCUUGUUUGUUGAUAGCUUGAGGUGUUGUUCUACAGUGUUGUCCUGAUGACAAACCUGACUCCACAAGAGAUGCUGAUCAGUAUUCGCAGCGAAAUGUGCUAAAGACCAUGGUCGAUACGCAAAAGAGGUCCACUGGAUCCAAAGGGAAGAUGUGUCGUUGCACUGCGACGGUUUUGAAGUCGGAGGAGGCAACGCUAAAGAAACAGAUCGUUUCCCUUAACGCUCAAUUUCAAGAGUUGAUGAUCUCGGUGGCAGAGCUCUACCCAGACGUACUAACACGAGGCUUUGCUAAGGGCACACUUGGGUUCGUGAAAAAGUCGGAAGGGUUCGGCGAACCCUCGCCACAGUGUAGCACUCCACCGAUUGAACGGAGAUCUUCUGAAAGACCGUAUGUGAAGCAAAGACCUCUUUCGUAUCGAUUUUCCCCGGAAUCUCUCCGAGAUGGUAAGGGAAGUCUACUCAGUGAAUGGAAGGGGAGGGUGUCAAAAAGUGAGAAGAAUGAGACGAAUAAAACUGCCGAAUAUGUGCCGAGGGUAUCGAAAGAGCAGAAAGUGACGAGGAGAAAAUUCAGCCCAAAUCCGAGCACUCCCGAACAUGUACCGAGCACUACCGAACAGGUAUCGAGCACUACCGAACAUGUACCGAGCACUGCCGAGCAUGUACAAGGCGCAGUCUCUGCGCAAUGCUCGCUUAUAGAAGACACGUGGAUUACAUUCGAGGAUUCUAAAUCUAUAUUUUCGCGAGAAAAGAGAAACGGAUCUGAUAAAGGUGUCCCUGGAGGUGCAGUGGAUAUCCGAGCCACGCAGAGACAAUCAAUAGCGAAAGUACCACCGAGCACUGAGGGAAUGAGUAUAGAGGACAGCGAAAGGCGUAGAAGAAUCAAAGAGAGGCUUAAGGAAUCGCGUAAGAAACUUGAUGUAAUACAGCUUGGCCUCUUUUAGCAAGGCAAUGUGUGGCCUUGUUUGCUCAGUCAUUUACGACGGUACGACUAAACUUGAUAAUGAAUUAUUUAUUACAGCCUUCCUUAUCUUUUGGCACAA